GGUCGUUCCUUCACUCAUUCCUUCACUUUGCUCCAUGGAUCAGACGCUAACAGAACGGCUGUUUAAACUCUGAGAAACAAUGAAAAUGAACCAGACAAGAUGAAGAUGAUCUCCCUGCUGCUCCUCAUCCUCAGCUCAUGUCUCUGUGCAGCAACAUUUGUAGUGAAUGUGACCCAGAGCAGCUAUGAGGCAGAGGAGAACCACAGCAUCACUCUGGAGUGGACCUUCACCACCAGGACUCAGGGAUCCUACAGGGAACUGUUCAUUGUCUGCAGCUUGUUGGCUCCUCAUAAAGAACUAGAUCUCUAUGAGGUUCAUGAAGGUGUUGAGAUUCCAGAGUCUCAGGAUGAACAUUUUUCAGGACGAGUCCAGAGUGACAAAGACGUCCUCAGAGAAGGACGAAUCAGACUCCAUGUGUCCAGACUGAGGACUGAAGACUCUGGUCUAUUUGUCUGUUAUGUGAAAACUGAAGAUGGAUUCAACUCUGGAAGAUGUCGACUCAACGUUACUGCAGCUGCUGAUCAGAUCCAAACUCAGAGACCGACUUUGACUCCAGAACCAGAUGAGCUAGAAUGGAUCAUCAUCAUCAUCUUUAUGGGUCUGAUAAUAGCAGCAGCUCUGACGCCUCUUCUUCUUUGUUAUUUACUAGUGAAAUAUUGUCUGGCAAGAGAAAAAGACUUUUAUUUGACUCAUGAUGAAAAGACCAAAGAAAGAGAGUGGACGCUUUAUGGGAAGAAACAUUUUGAUCAAAACAUACAGGAUGUAGAAAAAUCUCCAGAACCCUGGAACCAGAACCAGAACCAGAACCAGAACCUGGAACCAGAACCCUGAUCUGAGCUGCUUUCAGCUGCAGCAGCUGAUGAACCAGUGAAGCUCUGGUUCUGCUCCACUGGUUCUGGUUCUGAUGGUUCUGCUGAAAUAAAUCCAGAUUUCUUCCCUCAUGUUGUCAGAACCUGAUUCACUGCAGAACCUUUUAACAUCAACAUGAGCUGCAGCUGUUUGGACUCAGCAGAACCAAUCCAGCUGCUGGAUCUGACCUCAGACCAGUUCUACCAUCAGGGUUAUACUGGAGCGCCACCUGGUGGUGGAGUUAGGAACUGAGAGCUCAUAGAGCUGAAGGUCUGAGUGACGGACUGACUGGAUCAGUUCAGAUUCAUUUGUUCUGGUUUUAUGUUUUUACCACCAGAAUCUCUUCAAUUCUUUGUUAAAGUUUUAUCAUCAAUGUUAGUCUUAGAUAUAAUUAAUCAGUUUGUUUUAUUGACAUGUUGAUCAUGUUACAACAUGAUGGACAAAAACAAAAGUAAACCCCACAUUA
Molecule: messenger RNA, 1315 nt
Organism: Poecilia latipinna (sailfin molly)
Lineage: Eukaryota; Metazoa; Chordata; Actinopteri; Cyprinodontiformes; Poeciliidae
Exons: 4
Coding region: 100-831 (243 amino acids)
Biological process (GO): positive regulation of T cell proliferation; negative regulation of T cell proliferation; T cell costimulation
Cellular component (GO): external side of plasma membrane
Source: RefSeq, a predicted model, not a curated record